AAACGAAGAAGAGAAGCAGCAAAUCAGAUGUCAAAUAGAAGGGACUUGCUCUGGCAUGUCCGGUCUAUACACGUGCUGCCUCAGAAGCUGUACCUGAGUUGCCGAUUUCAAAAAAUGACUUUAAGGCCAGUUUCAUUGAUGGACGAUGGCAGAGACAAGAAAAAAGAGUAGAGUCUCCUCAUCAGGGAUUCUCAGCAACCACCGGUAUUUGUGUUAAAAAGGCCAUGAUGCUUCAUGCUAUGGAGACUGCAGGAGCAAGGACGAAAUGUCAAAAGAUGAUUGUUAAUAUGCAGAGGAAAAGAAGAGACAACCACUCUGAACCACUGGGUACAAAUAAGUUGGUUAAAAAAACAAAAUGGAGUGAUACAAUGCAAGAAUGUCAAAACACUCAGAUCUCUGAAAACAGGAGCACUGAUGCAGCUAAACCUGGACACUCUGUGAUGGUACCUAAAACUGCUGACCACCACAGUUUAGUCACAGCCCUCAAAGACAGCUGGGAGGUGGACAGCGGCUUCUCCGAGGCCAGUCCUCCAGCCAGCGGUCGGAGUUCACCGUGCCUUAGCUCAUGCCCAACCACAGUGGUGGCCUUGGACUGUGAGAUGGUUGGGACAGGACCUGGCGGGUGCUGCAGUGAGCUGGCCCGCUGCAGUAUCCUGGACUAUCACGGCAACGUCCUGUAUGACAAAUACGUCCAGCCGUGUCAGCCUGUCACAGACUACAGGACUCCCUGGAGCGGCAUCCAGAGGCGUCAUCUGAGGAACGCUACACCCUUUGUUCAGGCCAGAGAGGAGAUCAUGAGCAUACUUGAGGGCAAAGUGGUCGUGGGCCAUUCCAUCUACAACGACUUUGAGGCAAUGGACAUACUCCACCCAUGUCACAUGGUCAGGGACACGUGUACUACACGUCUCCUCAGCCGGUUGGCUGGUUUCCCCCGAACACGCUACCCUUCGCUCAAAAUUCUGGCCGGUAAGCUGCUAAACAAGAAGAUACAGGUUGGGGUGAGAGGUCACUGUUCGGUGGAGGACGCUCUGGCCUCACUUGACCUCUACAAGCUGGUAGAGGGCGUGUGGGAGCAGGAGCUGCAGAACAAUCUGAGGGACAACAACGCUCCGCACGAGCCCAGCUUCGCCUCCUCUAACCACUACAUGAAAGACGAGUACUGGCCUGAUGAUGUCACAGCUGACAGCCAAUGACAGAAGGGUAUUCAUGCGACAAUUAGUGGGAAACGCCAAGGUCCAGUUAGGUGGUGAUGUUCUUCAGAGCAGAUAUAGAUCACUAUUAAUAAAGUGAAUGAAAACAAGUAUUGUCAAAUCUGGGAGCUAAAAUUAUCCUCAGUCUCAUAUGAGAAGAUGUGCUGAGUAACUUCUGGGAAAACUAUUGUUUGAAAGCAAACACUUGUUAACUUAUUAUUGUUGAGCAUGUUAAACAUGGUUGAUUAUCCCAACAGCAUAUUUCUGCUGUGAUACCAGAUAUUUGCUUGCAGAGUUGAUAUUAAUCAAGUUGAACAGACUUGAUCAUGAUUAUAUUAUGAAGUGUUGGUGAUGUGCAGAGUUUUCAACAGUCUCUGCUCUUACGUGUGAGGGAAAAAUGUAACUUAACAGGGCAUGAGACUAAUCUUAGUCCACAGAUAGGUUUUUGGAAAAUAACUGUAUUUUUCAGUUUGUUUGUAUUUUCUCGAAAUACCUCUGUUCACAACAUGUGAACAUCUUGUGAUGUGACGAUAUAGAAAACUGUACAAGUCGCAGCUUUUAAGAUGUUUUAUCACUUUCAUGUCAAAAGGAAAACACAUUUUUAAAAAAAUAUAAGUGUUGGAAGUUACCUCAUUGUUUCUGCUCCUAAAAGUCCUAAUAAAAUGACCUCAUUUUAAAAUAAA
This is a messenger RNA of Hippoglossus stenolepis (Pacific halibut), 1873 nucleotides long. RefSeq names its product interferon stimulated exonuclease gene (gene isg20). Gene Ontology annotation, cellular component: nucleus. Gene Ontology annotation, molecular function: 3'-5'-RNA exonuclease activity; nucleic acid binding. The record is from RefSeq and is a predicted model, not a curated record. The coding region runs from base 225 to 1193 and encodes 322 amino acids. The transcript is spliced from 5 exons. NCBI's taxonomy places the organism in Eukaryota, Metazoa, Chordata, Actinopteri, Pleuronectiformes, Pleuronectidae.